AGCCCGCAGGAUGCUUCGUGGAGGCUGUAAGGCGCCAGACAGGCGAAGACAUUUGAACGACCAUCUCAGCUGGCAGCAGGACCAGGCGCUGAGCAGCAACAUCUAUCUGCUGCGAGAGAUGGGUCCCACCGGCUUCUUGCUGAGAGAGGAGGAGCCUGAAAACAGGGAUUUCCGAGUUUUUUUAGGAAAUCCUCAUCUUUGUAACUGUCCCACAUUUCUCAAAGGAGAAGAACUUUGUAAACAUAUAUGCUGGAUCUUACUGAAAAAGUUCAAGCUUUCAAGGAAUCAUGAAUAUGCUUUGCAGUUAGGCCUUGUGGAACGGGAAAUCAAUGACUUGCUUCUAGGAAUACAUCAAGUUCAAACUCCCAAACAAGGAAGGAUAGACCAGAAUGUGCACAUGGAAGAAGAUGGGUGCAUUCAGCAGAAGGAAAUUGAUGCAGAUGAUAUCUGUACCAUUUGCCAAGAACUGCUCUUAGAGAAAAAGCUUCCUGUCACUUUUUGCAGGUUUGGAUGUGGCAACAGCAUUCAUAUAAAAUGCAUGAAGAUACUAGCUAAUUAUCAGGAUAUGAUAUCAAAUACUUCCAUGUUGAAAUGCCCUCUGUGCAGAAAAGAUUUUGCACCAUUAAAUCUUGUUUUAGAGGAAUUCAAAAAUUCUAACAAACUUGUAGUGACAGCUGAGAAAGAAAGACUGGACAAACACCUUGGAAUCCCUUGCAAUAACUGCAAACAGUUUCCAAUUGAGGGCAAAUGUUACAAGUGCACCGAAUGUGUAGAAUAUCACUUAUGUCAGGAAUGUUUGGAUAGUUGCUGCCAUCCUUCUCACCCAUUUAAAUUUCGAGAGAAGAGAAAUCAACAGUGGAAAUCACUAGAAAAAAAAUCAAAUAAAAUCAUAAGAUAUAUAAAUAAUAAAAAUGAAACAGAAGACAAGACACUUCAUUCUCCUGAAGUACAAGGCCAGGUAUACACACCAAGAUAUGUGGUGAAGUCGCUGCCUUUCUUGCUCAUCACAAAACAAAGUAAACUUCUUGCUCCGGGUUACCAGUGUCGACUUUGUCUGAAGGCAUUUCGUGUUGGCCAACAUACACGAUCCUUACCAUGUACUCACAAGUUUCAUAGGAAAUGUAUCGACAAAUGGCUACUCUCUAAGAGCAACUCAUGCCCAAUUGAUGGACAAGUGAUAUAUAACCCUUUAAUCUGGCAAGAGCCAGCAGUACGUGAACAUGCACGUCUGCCUGUUUCAAACACAGACAAAAGUACUAUGGCCAAACCAGAAGAAGCUGAACUUUUCAUUCCUGGUACUGGAUUAACCUUAAAAGAAAACAGACUCGGAGCUUUACCCAGCCUGCCUCCGUGCACUUCCAAAAUGCUGAGUAGACCUGAAGCCCCGCCAGACGCCGCUCAGAAUAUGAAGACAGAUGAUCUCAACUCUGCCAAGCUAGAUGAUGUACAUUCAAGGAAAUCAUUCUACGAAUAUAAAAUUAUCCAACAUUUCCCGAGGUAUCUUCAAGAUUUACCUACUAGAACUUUAGGCAAACUAUCACCUCAAACACUUUUUCCUUUUCUUGCCCAAAAGAAUGUUCAAAGUCCCACUGGAAUGAAAAGCCUACUUAUCAGUGAAAAAACUCCCAGGAGUCAAAAUCAGAUGAGAAAAGGCGACGUCCAUAGCAAUCUGAAGAAGAGUUUCAGCUCCAAAGUAAGAGAAGACAAUAGAAAAUUAAAUACAUUACCCACAGGAGAUUUAAACCUUUAUAUCAAAGGGACGACUACCGAACUUAAUUUCUGUAACAGUCGUCAUGAUUACAUAAGGAAAAUUCAACACAAAAGUGAUCAUCUACCGAGAAGGUCUAUACGCCGCCCUUUAAAUACAAAUAGUACUGAACUCUCUUUAAUGUUGAAAGGAGUUCAGUUAUGAAAGAAUAUUUUAUUAACAUCAGAAUAUAUCUGAAUAUCGAAUAUAAAGUCAUUUUAUUUGUAGAAUAUAAAAGUCAGAUAUACUCUUGACAAAUAUUUAUAGAAUUAUCUGUUGUCAUUUUUGCCUGCUCAUCAAAGAGUAAGUACACUUCAACAAAAUUACUCCAUUCUUAAUAAAGACAUAAAACUUUA
Erinaceus europaeus (western European hedgehog) is the source of this 2103-nucleotide messenger RNA. It is a transcript of the gene ZSWIM2, whose product is annotated as zinc finger SWIM-type containing 2. Gene Ontology annotation, molecular function: ubiquitin protein ligase activity; zinc ion binding. The transcript has 9 exons. NCBI's taxonomy places the organism in Eukaryota, Metazoa, Chordata, Mammalia, Eulipotyphla, Erinaceidae. The record is from RefSeq and is a predicted model, not a curated record. The coding region runs from base 11 to 1912 and encodes 633 amino acids.